CAGGGGGCAGGCUAAGGAGAGGGGUAGGUGCUGAAAGUUUUUUGGAGACUAAGGGAGUCAGUGAGUACACCCUGGCCAGCACUUUCCCUCUCUUUUUCCCUUUUUCAAUGAGGUAUUCCAGUUUUCUUUCCACUUGGUAAGGACCCAGGAAAUGGACAACGUGGAGCUGUUUGAUGCUGGGGAGAAAGGCAAGGGCCUAAGGACCACCAAGGACCUCAAGGCUGGGGAGGUGGUGUUCACUGAGCCCAGCUUCGCUGCAGUGGUCUUCGACAGUCUAUCACAGCAGGUGUGUCACAACUGCUUUCGUCGUCAGGUCAACCUUCAUCGCUGCGCCCAGUGUAAGUUUGCCCAUUACUGUGACCGCACCUGCCAGACUGCAUGCUGGGACGAGCACAAACAGGAAUGCGCCGCCAUCAGGAACAAAGGAAAGGCUCCCAAUGAGAAUGUUCGUCUGGCAGCACGUGUGCUGUGGCGUGUGCAGAAGGACACAGGCAUCGUGUCGGACAGCCAGCUGAUCUCUGUGGAUCAGCUGCAGGACCACUUGGCCGACAUGUCCACCGACAGCCUGAAGGAGCUCAAGAUCAACGUGCAGAACUUCUUGGACUACUGUCCCAAUACUAAGCACGGAUCAGAAUACAUCUCACACAUCUUCGGCAUAAUCAACUGUAAUGGUUUUACUCUGAGUGACCAGCGGGGCCUGCAGGCAGUGGGAGUGGGUCUGUUCCCUAACCUGUGUCUUGUCAACCAUGACUGCUGGCCCAACUGCACCAUCAUCCUCAACCAUGGCAAUCAGUCGUCUCUGAACGCCACCUUACACUCUAAGAAGAGGAUUGAGCUGCGUGCCCUGGGUAAGAUUGCAGAGAACGAGGAGCUGACAGUGAGCUACGUGGACUUCCUCAAUGUGUCAGCGGACCGCCAGCGUGCCCUAAAGCACCAGUACCACUUUGACUGCAUGUGCAAAAGCUGCAGUGAGCACUUUAAGGAUGAUCUAAAGAUGGCUGCCAAGGAGACAGACGGAAAGAAGCCCUCUGAUGAGCUGGUUAAAGAGGUACAGAAGUACAGUUUGGAGUGCCUGGCCAAGAUUGAGGCGGCUCGCGCUGCAAGCAACUUUAAUGAGGUGGUAAAGCUGUCCCGGGAGUGUCUGGAGAAACAGGAGCCGGUGUUGGGUGAUACACACCUGUACAAACUGCGUGUGCUGAGUGUAGCCAGUGAAGUGCUGUCCUACCAGCAUAACUUCUCGGAGGCUGCAGGAUACGCACGCAGGAUGGUGGAGGGAUACACUAAGUUGUUCCACCCCAACAACGCCCAGUUGGGCAUGGCCAUCAUGCGGGCUGGCGUGACCCACUGGCACGCAGGGCUCAUCGAGGUUGGCCAUGGCAUGAUCUGCAAGGCCUACGCCAUCCUGAUGAUCACCCACGGAGCAACCCAUCCCAUCACCCAGGACCUUGAGUCAAUCCGUAUGCAGACGGAGAUGGAGCUGAAGAUGUUCAAGAAGAAUGAGAAUGACUACCACAGCAUGAGAGAAGCUGCCUUGCAGAACAAGCCCACGGGGAAAAUGACAGCAUCACUAAGUGGAGAGGCCAAUGUCAAGGCACUCUCCUAUAAGCAGUAACCUUCUGUAAAACACUUCAUUCUGUACCAUUGUAAUUCAACAGUCAGCUGUUUCUAGGCUGUGGCCAAACAAUCGUACAACAUUUUACUUUGACCAGUGUAACCUGCCUUUAACAGCUAUUGUAGUAAAAUGUAAGCAGUAAAACACAUUAGCAUUGAGUGACACCUUUGAACUACAGUACAAGGGGCCUCAUUUACAGCUAGCUGUAAGGCAUGAAGUAUGUAACAUAGCAAGGUAUGAAGUUAAUAAACAGAGUCAACAAGUUAAA
Esox lucius (northern pike) is the source of this 1880-nucleotide messenger RNA. RefSeq names its product SET and MYND domain containing 1a (gene smyd1a). The record is from RefSeq and is a predicted model, not a curated record. Lineage: Eukaryota; Metazoa; Chordata; Actinopteri; Esociformes; Esocidae. Gene Ontology annotation, molecular function: protein binding. The transcript has 10 exons. Bases 152 to 1612 code for a protein of 486 amino acids. Gene Ontology annotation, cellular component: nucleus.